AUGACGCGUGCACAGUUUUUGGAUAUGAUGGGGCAGUUUACUGGUUAUAGACCUCAGGGUGGCGCUAGGGGCAGUCGCGUUCUUUUGUCAGCCAUCAGAGAUCAUAUGGCGUUUUUGCACCCUGACAUUACCGGCGAGACGGAGGAUCUCCACAUUAAGAGGUACACGCGGUUGGCGCUGCUCCUGCUUUUCGGGUGUGCCUUGUUCACGAACACUUCGGGGAGUACUGUGAGUAUGCGCUUUCUCCAUCAUCUUCAGCGGCUGGAUGAUUUACCCCAGUACAGCUGGGGUGCUGCUGUUCUCGCAUACCUAUAUAGGAGCAUGUGCCGGCGAGCAUGGGCCCAGCGGUGGACAUAUGUGGUUUUCUUCCCCUCUUACAGGUUUGGGCCUGGCAGCGGAUCAUGCCGUUGCAGCCAGCUCUACCACCACUUGCGCCCGUUCAUCUGGACGCCAUACAGCGACGAGUUGCUAGCUCAGCUGCCCGAUAUUUGCUCAGUCGACAGACUGCUUUGGAGCACCUCCGUCCCGAUGAUCUUCUUCGAUAUGGUUGAGUGUCAUGCCACAGAGCGUGUGCUUCGCCAGUUUCACCGUCCCCAGCCUAUACCGGGGGAGCCUGGAUGGGAGGCUACACACUAUCAGCGGGACGACCGUGCCAGGGUGGACGUUAUAUAUAUGGGAUGGCUAGAGCAGCAGGUCCAUACUUGGGAGGAGCGAGGUCACCGUAUUCCGCCACCACCUACAUUUACCCAGGAGGCCACUAUUCAUCUGUAUACGUCAUGGUACCGCCGUCACACCCGACUGAUGAUCGGGAACCCCAUUCAUGUACUUGGCGAUCGCUACAGACCAUACGCCGGGAGGCACGAGGCACUGAUGGCUCAGGAGAUGCAGCAGUAUGCCGACAAUCCUGCACUCGUUGACUAUGGCCGGCGGAUGGCACAGGUGGCUCGUCGGACCCUGCUUCAGGCGAGAGAUGCCGCGAGGUUGGACCACGAGGCUCAGUAUGCGGCGCCAGAGGACUACCAUCGGGGUAGGGGUGUCCCACGAGGCAGGGGUAGGGCACGAGGGAGGGGUGCCCCAUGA
Nicotiana attenuata is the source of this 1080-nucleotide messenger RNA. RefSeq names its product serine/threonine-protein phosphatase 7 long form homolog. The record is from RefSeq and is a predicted model, not a curated record. NCBI's taxonomy places the organism in Eukaryota, Viridiplantae, Streptophyta, Magnoliopsida, Solanales, Solanaceae. The coding region runs from base 1 to 1080 and encodes 359 amino acids. The transcript has 4 exons.